This is a messenger RNA of Tigriopus californicus, 1142 nucleotides long. Its product is annotated as deoxycytidylate deaminase-like. Gene Ontology annotation, cellular component: cytoplasm. Gene Ontology annotation, molecular function: dCMP deaminase activity; zinc ion binding. The record is from RefSeq and is a predicted model, not a curated record. Gene Ontology annotation, biological process: dTMP biosynthetic process; dUMP biosynthetic process. Bases 149 to 742 code for a protein of 197 amino acids. The transcript has a single exon. NCBI's taxonomy places the organism in Eukaryota, Metazoa, Arthropoda, Copepoda, Harpacticoida, Harpacticidae.
GGUUCUUUCCAGUUCUUUACACAGUUCCUGUCUCUCCGUCGAUCUACCUGUUUGAACUUGUCGCGCGGUCUCUUUGGGCUACCUCGUUUCCAUCCUCACUCAUUUUGAUUCCACCGACCCUAGCUCAGAGCUGACUCAGUCCCACAGCAUGGCUCUCAACGGACGCCCAACCUCCCCCACCACUCUGAACGGUUCCAUCUCCCAUCCGUCCCAAGGCGAAGCUCGCACGGAUGUCUUAUCCUGGGACUCCUAUUUCAUGGCCACGGCGUUCUUGAGCGCCAUGCGUUCCAAAGACCCCGUCACCCAAGUGGGUGCCGUCAUUGUCAACCGCCAGAAACGCAUCGUGGGCAUUGGAUACAACGGCAUGCCCAGGGGCUGUCCCGACGAUCAGAUGCCUUGGGGCAAAGGCCACGAAGACCCUUGUGAGAAUAAGUUCAUGUACGUGUGUCAUGCCGAGAUGAAUGCCAUCUUGAGCAAGAACGCGGCAGAUGUGGAGAACUGCACCAUUUACGUGGCCCUGUUUCCAUGCAACGAGUGCGCUAAGAUCAUCAUUCAGGCCGGAGUGCGGGAGGUGGUGUAUUACUCGGACAAACGGAAUGAUGACCCCGCCACCCGUGGCUCCAAACGCAUGUUGAGCCAAGCCGGGGUCCAAUUCCGACAAUUUAUUCCGCCUGAAUCACAAAUUGUGAUUGAUUUCCACGUGAUUGAUCAUGACUCACGGUCUCUGACUCCAGCCCAGUGAAGUGGAUUGAACAAAAGAUCUGAUUGUUAUUCAUGUUUAUUAAGUGUGUGCUCAAUUAAAAACAAAAACAAAGAAAAACUCGACCAUGAAAAGAAAUGUCCCAAUCUUGGCAAAAGUACGGCCCUGACUAUUUCCUUUUACUUUUUUUCAUUUGCGGACUCCCUUACCACUCCUGAGAAUGGAAUUCCCAGCACUUCAACACGAAAACCUUCAUCUUAUUCAAUUUAUAUUCUAAUUGACUCUAACGGACUUUCGGAGUCCGAUUUGGGUACUUUAGCUGCGUGAUUAUCAAUUUGCAGUAUUUCUUUGAACCGAAACCUUGAUCAGUUUAUUUAUUAACCCCGUUCGUUAAUUACGUCCUCUUAUGGACAUGUUUAAAUACAUAAACAUUGAUUGAGUC